Messenger RNA from Drosophila bipectinata, 406 nucleotides. RefSeq names its product U-Kazal-Dg21.2. Gene Ontology annotation, molecular function: protein binding. The record is from RefSeq and is a predicted model, not a curated record. Lineage: Eukaryota; Metazoa; Arthropoda; Insecta; Diptera; Drosophilidae.
CUGUUUAGUUUGUCCUAUACCUUGAUACCUGUUAUUAAAUAUGAAAUCGGUUCUAGCUAUUUGUUGUCUCGUGACCUUAGCUUUCAGCCACGUUGGAGCUAGUUGCUCUGCGGAUUGCCCCGAUACUGAGGAUGUCGUGUGGGCUCUUGGUGGCGGUUGCAAUGUCUUCCGCAACAAAUGUUACUUCGAAAAGGAAAACUGUCACCGAAAACCAGCCCUGACCAUCACCACGAAGGAGGAGUGCCAGAAGUAUUGUGCUGAUAUUUGUCCAACAGUUUAUUCACCUACAAGUGGAGUUUACAAUGGACAAACAAGGAACUUUGGCAACGAAUGUGAGAAAAGCGUCCACACUUGCAAAACUGGCGAAAGUAAGCUAAUUCAAAAAUCAUUUAUAAAUGCAAUUUAA